UGGACUCACUCCUCGCCAUGACACCAUCACCUUCGUUAUUUCUGAUGGGGAGACAGAGACCUCAGCUUUGUGCUGCAAAGGAGGGACUCCCAUGAGGACCAGAGGCUCAGCUCAGCUCCGAGACAGUCUGCCCGUGUACGACCUCCAGAUCACAGUGUUUCCUGUCGACAGCCAGCCACCUACUCUAUCAACAGGAGACAUCUUUAUGGUGGAUGAAGGUGGAACCGCCCCAAUUACUGCGUCACAUUUAAAAGCCUCUGACAUGGACACAGUUCUAGAUGAGCUGGUGGUCAGUCUGAUUUCUCCACCACAUUUUGGAUAUAUUGAAAACGUCCUUCCUAGUCCUGGUUUUGAGAAAAGCAACACCGGCAUAAGCAUAGCUUCUUUUUCAUACAAAGACAUCAUCGAGGGUCACGUUAACUACGUACAGUCCAGACACCAGAGGAUGGAGCCUACAGCUGAUCAGUUCAUGCUCUGUGUAUCAGACGGCAAACGCAGCUCUGCCAACGUCCCCUUCUACAUCAUCAUUAACCCGACGAACGACGAGAGUCCAGAGUUUGUGGCUCGCAACAUCACAGUACAAGAAGGAGAAAUGAAGCAGCUGGACUCAUCGGUGUUGCAUGCCAUGGAUCUGGACGUACCCAGGAACGUCUUGCUUUUCAGCGUAGUCAAACCUCCUCAACAUGGCAGCAUCAUCGACCACAGUGGUGGAAAACCAAUGAACAAGAAACGAGAAGCCAAUCCUCAGUCCACUGUGGUGGACUUCACCAUGACAGAUCUUAUUAAUGGUAUGGAGGUGAUGUACAUGCAUGAUGACUCUGAGAAUAUGGAGGACAGCUUCACCAUCCAGUUGACCGAUGGCAGACACCAACUGCACAGACAGGUGAUGGUUAAAGUGCUGCCAGUGAAUGACGAGGAGCCUCGUGUCAUCAGGAACAAUGGACUGGACGUGGAGCCGGGAGACGCCAGACUUAUAUCCAGUGUUACGUUAUUUGCACAGGACAGCGACAACCCUUCCUCAGAGGUCAUGUACAUAUUUGACAGUGUUCCAACCCAAGGACUCCUUCAGCUUAAGGAAAGUCGGAACUGGCUGACACUGUCAGCGGGGAGAAACUGCACCCAAGAAAUGGUGGACAUGAACCUUCUGCGCUAUGUACACACAGGCAUCCGUGCUGCUAAAACACAGGACUUCUUUGUGUUCCACUUGCUGGAUGGAAAGAAUCAAUCACCCCCACAGCACUUCCAGAUCUCUGUGAAGGAUCUAGAAAAAGGAAACAUUGCCAUCAUUGCGAGGCCAGUGAACGUCAGCCGAGGCGAUCGCGUGGUUCUCACAACAGAUGUGCUGCUAGCCACAGAUGGCACAGACAAGCCAGAGGAGCUUCUGUAUGUCAUCACCAUCCCGCCUGCUCACGGACACAUAGAGUACAUCAAACAUCCCGGACUGGUCAUCUCCACCUUCAGCCAGAUGGACAUAGCAGCAAACCUUGUGGCUUACGUUCAUGACAACCGAGCCAGCACACCCAAAGAAACCUUUCAGUUUGUUGUAAGUAACGGUAAAACUAGCCGGAAUGGAAGCUUUGAGAUUGGGGUGGAAAUGGUGGAUCGUGUCCUGCCAUCUCUGUCCUCCAACAAAGGCCUCACAGUCCCCCAAGGUUCCUCCAUGAUCCUGGGUCCUGACUGUCUGUCCAUGUCAGACCCUGACACGCCACCCAGAGGCCUUAUCUUCAUCCUCCUGCAGCCUCCACAGUACGGCAAACUGGUUCUAGCUGGUACCACGUUGACCACCGGUUCAAACUUCACCCAGAUGGACAUACAGGAGUUAGAAGUGGCAUACAAACAUGACGGGGGGCAGUCGCAGAUUGACAGAUUUGCAUUCACUGCCUCUGACAGCACCAAUCGAGGCUUCCUGCUGGACGGGCGGUUACAUACAGAGCCUGUGUUCUUCACUAUUCAGGUCAAGCCUUUGGAUAAGUCGUCUCCCGAGGUUGUGAAGCUGCUCCCACUUUGGAAAGUAGAGCUUUUAGCAGAUGGUCGAUACGGAAUCUUUCUGUCAUCUCGAGAGCUGAAGGCUCAAGACAGCGACAGCAGAGAAGUAGAGCUGAUGUUCUGCAUCACUCGUCCACCCUAUUUUGGUUACCUAGAAAACAUUACCACAGGUGUUUUUGUGCCGCAGUGUUUCUCUCAGUUGGAGCUGAACAAAAAAACUAUUGUAUACAUCAUCAAUCCAGACAGGGAGUCUCUGUCAGACAGUCUGGAGUUCAGAGUGUCUGAUCCUCUUGGUAACACUGGGCCCUCUCACAUACUCGAGUUCAGGUGGUCCAGUGUGGAGCUGUCUCAGGCUGAGUCCUCUGCAUGUGAGCAGCAGGGAACGCUCUCAUUGGACAUCAUACGAAAGGGGAACUUGGCAGAAUCGUCGUAUAUCACUGUCAAGGUAAAGGAGGUGACUGCAACUGCUGGAAAAGAUUUCCUCCUCAACCCCUCUUCCCUCAUUCAGUUUGAUCCAGGAGUGUCAAAGCGGAGCUGGCAAACUGAGAUCAUCCAAGAUCACCUUGAGGAGGCCGAGGAGACUUUUGAAGUGCUGCUGGUUUCUCCUGAAAGCACAGUAAUUGGCAGCAUCAACAAGGCUCAACUCAUCAUCAAGGACUCAGGAAGAGGGCAGUGCAGGCUAAACCAGGAUCGGGAGGCUCCUCUUCUUGGAGGCAAAGAGAUUCGGUCAGAUACAUACCCCCAGCAUGGAUCUAUUCAGCUGGAGAAACUUCCUCUUGGUACAGAAUCGGUUAUUUGGACCCGUGGAGACAGCAUCUCCAGGCCAGGAGCAACUGUCCCAAAAAAGAAAGUCAGAGUGAUGGGCAAUCCAAAAUUAGUAAGUAUCGAAGUAUUAUUUCAUCCUAGAAGCCAGUUUUUCCUUCUUGCAGUGGUUUGGUCCAUCAGCUGAACAACGUUUUAUAAACUGCUGCUCCAUGUUUUGUAUUUCAGAUUGCACCUUCA
Molecule: messenger RNA, 2988 nt
Organism: Stegastes partitus (bicolor damselfish)
Lineage: Eukaryota; Metazoa; Chordata; Actinopteri; Pomacentridae
Product: FRAS1-related extracellular matrix protein 1-like
Exons: 15
Coding region: 92-2935 (947 amino acids)
Biological process (GO): anatomical structure morphogenesis; cell communication
Cellular component (GO): membrane
Source: RefSeq, a predicted model, not a curated record